AUUAAACCUAAAAUAAAAUAAUCUAAUUUAUUCGUUUUCAAACCUGUAGCUCUCUAUAAGUGUUCUUCCCAGAGGAUCAUGGUAACGCAUCAGAAAUCAAACUAAUUAGUACUAGUACUCUUGUCGUCUUUAUACAUAGAGAUAAAUACAAGGAAUGGAUUCCGAAGCCGAAAAGAAGCUGUACAAUGCAUGUCUGAAAGGAGACGUAAGGAUGUUGGAAGCACUGAUACGAGAAGAUGAACUCACACUUGCUCGAGUUUCGAUAUCAUCUUACUUUAACCAAACACCCUUGCAUCUUGCUUCUAUGUUAGGUCACUCUGAAUUUGCUGAAUUUCUUCUCUCCCAUAAGCCUGACUUUGCGAACCGGUUUGAUUCACAAGGUCGUUCUGCUCUUCAUUUGGCAUCUGCAAACGGAUACGCGAAUAUCGUUAAACUAUUGUUGGCACAGAAUGAGACUAUGUGCAGUGUUCCUGAUGUGGACGAAAGGACCCCUCUCCAUUUGGCUGUGAUGAAUGGCCAAUACGAUUGCGUUGAGGAGUUUAUAAAAGCCAACUCUAAGUCUAAUGAUCAAGGACUUGAUGCAGUAUUGCACAUGUGUGUUAUGUGUAAUCGUUUGGAUGUUCUGAUUCUUGUUUUAGGCAAGAAUCCCAUUGAUUUGUCGGAUGUCAAAGAUGAGGAUGGUAAUACUAUUCUACAUUAUGCUGCAGGUUUACGACGUAUACAGAUAGUUAAGUACCUGGUCACAACUAGAAGUGAAGCCGAGGUGAACGUAAAGAAUAACAAAGGUCACACGGCUUUGGACACAAUAGAGGAGAUGCUUAAAGAUGUAAAAGCCAUGGAAAUUAAGCAACUUCUUGUCUCAGUUAGUACUAAAAAGACCCAAGAAGCACCAGCAGGACCUGGCAUCUUUAACAAGCUGUUACAUUCGGCCAAAAAAAUAAAAAAAUUCGCCAUCUUUCAGGACAAAAUGGAAACGAAAGACGAGACAUUACUGGUAGCAGCAUCUGUGAUAGCCGCAAUGGCCUACACAUCGGCUAUUAGCCCUCCCGGUGGCGUUGCUUCAAUGGAUGCCGCAAGUUAUUCAGUCAGUGACCCGUGGUACUUUAGUUAUUUUCUUGCACCCGGAAGCUCCCUUCUCGCCUACUUCUUCGCGCCACUGAGCAAUACCUUUUGGGUAUUUAACACCAUCUCGUUUAUAGCUGCACUAAGUGUAAUCUUUAUAUAUGUCACUGGUGCGAGCCUGAAGCAGAAGCUCAUCGUUUGGUCUAUUCGCGGCGCGAUGUGGAUAACUCUUUCGGCCAUGAUUUUUGCCUAUGAGGCUGCAGUUAGAGCCACCACUCCGAAAUAUCAUCAGAAUAACAGAACACUUUAUACAAUUAGAGUUGGACUGUAUUCAUGGUUGGCCUUGAUGGUCAUCGCGGUACUGGUGGUUGUUUUUCAUGUUUGCCGCUACAUAGUGAAGACAAUUUCUACGAUAUUGAGUGACAGGAACAAGAAAAUGGACGCCUCCACUUUCAGAAACUCGAUGCAAAAAUCAAUAUCUCGUAAGGAUUAUGACAAACUCUAGCUGCACUUCUUCAGUUUAUUUACCUUGCGUUGUUUGUACUGUAUUUACGUUGUUCUCUUUGUUUAAAAAUGUAAUAUCGUGUUUUGUAUUUCCAUUCUCCAAGUUCCAUGUACAGUAGGAUGAGGGGUGUAUUUACUUGGAUUUCUUCGCAUCUGCAAAUCUUCAAAAGGCCUAUUAA
Messenger RNA from Daucus carota subsp. sativus, 1745 nucleotides. RefSeq names its product ankyrin repeat-containing protein BDA1-like. The record is from RefSeq and is a predicted model, not a curated record. The transcript has 3 exons. The coding region runs from base 155 to 1567 and encodes 470 amino acids. Gene Ontology annotation, molecular function: protein binding. NCBI's taxonomy places the organism in Eukaryota, Viridiplantae, Streptophyta, Magnoliopsida, Apiales, Apiaceae.